AUGGAAGCUUAUGCCAUUACCAAAGGAGUCUUGUUUCUGGUGGUAGCAGUAAUUGGAAUCCCAGGAAACCUUGCCAUCAUAGGGUCAUUUUCUUGGAUUGCACUCUCUACAUUUAAACUUUUGCCAGUGGAAAUAAUUAUCUUUCAUUUAGCUCUUGCAAAUGCACUUUUAGUUUUUACAAGGGGUCUGCCAGCAGCCCUGUUUAUCUUGUUUGGAACAAGACUGAAUAAUGAAACAGGCUGCAGUAUUGUAAUUUAUGUAGCCAGGAUAUCAAGGGGAAUGGCAAUUGGUUUAACGUGUGUCUUAAGUUGUGUGCAGCUUGUAACCCUUAUUCCAGCUUCCUCAAAAUGGGUUUAUUUGAAACUGAAAGUCCCAAAAUAUAUUUUUGCAGCUACUUUGUCUCUUUGGCCACUUUAUAUGAUAAUGGAAAUUUCAGGCCUUAUUUUCUCAGGUUCAGAAAUGACCUCUAGCAAUCCAGAGCUCAUAUUUAAUUUUGGAUACUGUCUUACCAUAUUUCCCACAGUUACUAUAUUUAACAUAAAUGGUUUCUUCUAUUUCAGCCGUGACCUUAUGAUUGUAUCAUUAAUGAGCCUUAGUAGUGUAUGCAUUUUAUUAAUUUUGUAUCGACACAGAAAACAAGUAAAUGAUGUAAGAACCUCUAACCAAAACAGUGCUGUAGAGAUUCGAGCAGCAAAAACUGUAGUGUCCUUAGUUACCAUGUAUGUUCUAUUCUUUGGAGUCGAGAAUACAAUAUGGCUUUAUCAAAUAUCAGUUUCAAAAUUUAUUCAUCCUGUGGUUUCUGAUGUCCGUCAUUUCUUUUCUGACCUGCUUAUUAUCAGUUUGUCUCAUACUGGAAACAUUGUCAGUAGCUGUGCUAGAGUUAAAUUAGAAUUAGUCUGCAUUAUACGAGGGGAGAUUGAUAAGAUGACUGGAGGAAGGAGUUUUACUAAAGAUUUGCUUAGUGUACUGCUAGAGAGUGGGCCCAGAAGCAGUGCAUGA
Molecule: messenger RNA, 999 nt
Organism: Protopterus annectens (West African lungfish)
Lineage: Eukaryota; Metazoa; Chordata; Ceratodontiformes; Protopteridae
Product: olfactory receptor class A-like protein 1
Exons: 2
Coding region: 1-999 (332 amino acids)
Biological process (GO): G protein-coupled receptor signaling pathway
Cellular component (GO): membrane
Molecular function (GO): pheromone receptor activity
Source: RefSeq, a predicted model, not a curated record